AAACGAGCACACAGACAGGAGCAGGAGGAAGGCAACAUGGCCGAGGCGGAGGCAAGCGAAGUAAGUUACGGAGGAAUCUUUCAGGAGAUCUUCACGUCCCCGCUGAACCUCACGCUGCUCAGCCUCUGUCUGUUCCUGCUCUACAAAAUCUUCCGCGGGGACAGGCCGCCGGACCUGGGCGAGGUGGAGAAGCCUCUGCCCAAGAUGAAAAAGAGGGAUUUUACCCUGGUAGAUCUGAAGCCCUACGACGGACUGCAGGACCCGCGGAUCCUCAUGGCCGUCAACGGGAAAGUGUUCGACGUGACCCGAGGCAAGAAGUUCUACGGGCCAGAGGGACCGUACGGAGUGUUCGCAGGCAGAGACGCAUCUCGAGGCCUGGCGACGUUCUGCCUGGAGAAAGACGCCCUGAAAGACGAAUACGACGACCUGUCGGACCUUAACGCCAUGCAGCAGGAGAGCCUGACCGAGUGGGAGACUCAGUUCACCAUGAAGUACGACUACAUCGGCAAGCUGCUGAAGCCCGGAGAGGAUCCRACAGAAUACACCGACGACGACGAGGGGAAAGACAAGAAGACGGACUGAAGCAGCUACAAAGUGACGAGGAGGAAGAACGUUAAAGAUGCCUUAAUGUUUGGACUUUCAGAACUUCUGCCUCCUUUUUUUAGACUCGUUCCCAGAAAACCUUUUGCUUUUUACAUUCGUGUAAGUUUUGGACCAAUCCUGCAGUAAACUGUUUCCUGAAGGGCAUUAACAUAAAAUUAACGUUGGGUUUAAUUCCAGCUGGUCCGUUCAUGUGAUUCAUCUGAAAACCUGUUAAAUAAGAACACUUGGUAGUUAAUGUUUGAGAGGAAUCAUUUUAAAUUUCAUCCUCCAUUUCUAGCCUUCACCAGAAACAGUUAACAUUUCAGAAGUCUGCAGGCAGGAAGACUGAUGGGAAAAAUGUGUAAUUUUUUUUUUGAUUGCGGUAAAUAAAUGAGAACACAUUCUGACAUUUUUGUUUCUUUUCCAGCUCAGAUUGUUUUCUCUGUUUUCACAAAUAUUCACAGUGACAAUCUGAUUUUCUGUUCUGUGUUUGCGCUACCCUUUUUUUUAUAGCUAUUUUAGUUAUUUAGUAUCUUUUUUAUAGCUAUUUUAGUUAUUUACUGUCUUUAAAAGUGAUCAAACAAUUUCCGUAAGCUGUUAGACAGUAUUAUAAACAGACCCCUGGUUUGAAUUUUGUAAAACUUUAUUAUUUUAGUGGGCGGUGGAAGAAACACUAAAAUAAAGCUCAGUUUUAGAUGAUAAAAGUAGUAAAAAUGUGAUUUGCUUCAAACCGAACYGCUGUUUCAACCCGACAAAUGAAAGAUAAAACAAUCUUUUUACUUAUUUACUUGACGCUUUGUUUAAACAUUUUAACACUAAAGCUGUCAUGGCAACGAGUCCAAAUUCCCUGUGGGCUGAAUAACCAGUGUUUACCUUUUCUAUGACCGAGUAAACAACAUAAAACUAAAGACUGGCUGUGCUUGCUAAAAAUAAUUAAGCUUAAAUAGAUAUCCAGGAGAAAAAACCAUGUUUGAUUUUCUGAUUAUAUUCGUGUCCUGAUAUUAAUUUUAGCCAACAUUUUAACUAACUUGACAAAGCGAUUUUUUUUCUGUGUAAUGUCAUUCUGUCAUCCUCAAAUGAUAUUUUGAUUUAAUAAAAGAUAUAAAAUAAA
Messenger RNA from Austrofundulus limnaeus, 1693 nucleotides. It is a transcript of the gene pgrmc1, whose product is annotated as progesterone receptor membrane component 1. The transcript is spliced from 3 exons. NCBI's taxonomy places the organism in Eukaryota, Metazoa, Chordata, Actinopteri, Cyprinodontiformes, Rivulidae. Gene Ontology annotation, cellular component: endomembrane system; endoplasmic reticulum; membrane. The record is from RefSeq and is a predicted model, not a curated record. The coding region runs from base 37 to 582 and encodes 181 amino acids.